AUGGCGGCGAUGCUCCAGCCUCAGAUCAUACAUCUAAAGGAAGGCAACAACACGUCGCAGGGCAAAGCGAAAGUAGUGAGCAACAUCAACGCCUGCACCGCCGUCGCCGACACCGUCCGUACAACUCUCGGCCCGAGGGGAAUGGACAAGCUCAUCCACGACGACAAGGGAAACACCACUAUCUCCAACGAUGGGGCUACGAUCAUGAAGCUGCUCGACAUCGUUCACCCUGCUGCCAAGAUCCUUGUCGAUAUCGCCAAGUCUCAGGACUCCGACGUUGGUGAUGGUACCACUACAGUCGUGCUGCUUGCAGGUGAAUUCUUGAAAGAGGCAAAACCUUUCAUUGAGGAUGGUGUCCAUCCUCAAAAUCUUAUUAGAAGCUACCGAGCUGCAGGCAACUUGGCCAUUAGCAAAGUUAAAGAGCUCUCUGUAAGCAUAGAAGGGAAGAGCCUUGAGGAAAAGAAGUCCUUAUUGGCAAAAUGUGCUGCUACAACACUAUCAUCAAAAUUAAUAGGAGGCGAAAAAGAAUUUUUUGCUGAAAUGGUUGUGGACGCUGUCCUUGCUAUUGUAAAUGAUGAUAGAUUAAAUUUACUUGGAAUAAAAAAGGUUAUUCUCAUCAGUUCUAGGGGUACUAUGAGGGAUUCAUUUCUUGUUAAUGGUGUUGCUUUCAAAAAGACAUUCUCUUAUGUUGGUUUUGAGCAGAAGCCAAAGAAGUUUCUGAAUCCAAAAAUCCUUCUGUUAAACAUUGAAUUAGAGUUGAAAUCAGAGAAAGAAAAUGCUGAAAUCAGACUAUCAGAUCCACUGCAGUAUCAGUCAAUAGUUGAUGCUGAGUGGAAUAUCAUCUACGACAAGUUAGAUAAGUGUGUCAAGAGUGGAGCAAAAAUUGUCCUCUCGAGAUUGGCAAUUGGCGACCUUGCAACUCAGUAUUUUGCAGAUCGAGAUAUAUUCUGCAAUGGAACUUCCCGUUAG
This is a messenger RNA of Asparagus officinalis (garden asparagus), 969 nucleotides long. RefSeq names its product T-complex protein 1 subunit eta-like. Gene Ontology annotation, biological process: protein folding. The record is from RefSeq and is a predicted model, not a curated record. Bases 1 to 969 code for a protein of 322 amino acids. Lineage: Eukaryota; Viridiplantae; Streptophyta; Magnoliopsida; Asparagales; Asparagaceae. The transcript is spliced from 7 exons. Gene Ontology annotation, cellular component: chaperonin-containing T-complex. Gene Ontology annotation, molecular function: ATP binding; ATP hydrolysis activity; ATP-dependent protein folding chaperone.